This is a messenger RNA of Lepidothrix coronata (blue-crowned manakin), 3471 nucleotides long. It is a transcript of the gene PEX7, whose product is annotated as peroxisomal biogenesis factor 7. The record is from RefSeq and is a predicted model, not a curated record. The coding region runs from base 1 to 828 and encodes 275 amino acids. Gene Ontology annotation, molecular function: protein binding. Lineage: Eukaryota; Metazoa; Chordata; Aves; Passeriformes; Pipridae. Gene Ontology annotation, cellular component: cytosol; peroxisomal matrix. Gene Ontology annotation, biological process: protein import into peroxisome matrix. The transcript has 9 exons.
AUGUUAGCAUUAUGGCAAACAAAUAUUUUCAUUUUUUUGUUUAGUUUCGACUGGAAUGAUGGCCUGUUUGAUGUGACGUGGAGUGAGAAUAAUGAACAUGUGUUGAUCACUUGUAGUGGAGAUGGAUCUCUGCAAAUCUGGGAUACAGCUAAAACCAAAGGUCCACUGCAAGUCUAUAAAGAGCACACUCUGGAGGCAUAUAGUGUUGACUGGAGCCAAACUAGAGGAGAGCAGCUAGUGGUGUCUGGUUCAUGGGAUCAAACAGCCAAGCUGUGGGAUCCAGCUGUGGGGAAGUCAUUAUGCACUUUUAAAGGCCAUGAAGGGGUCAUUUACAGCACUAUAUGGUCUCCACACAUCCCAGGUUGUUUUGCAUCUGCCUCAGGUGAUCAGACUUUAAGAAUUUGGGAUGUGAAAGCCCCGGGAGUCAAACUUGUGAUACCAGCCCACCAGGCUGAGAUCUUGAGCUGUGACUGGUGCAAAUAUGAUGAGAACUUGCUGGUAACUGGUGCAGUUGACUGUAGCUUAAAAGGCUGGGAUUUGCGGAACAUCCGGCAACCAGUGUUCGUCUUGCUGGGUCAUACCUAUGCUAUCAGAAGAGUAAAAUUUUCACCAUUCCAUGCAACCUUAUUGGCCUCUUGCUCCUAUGAUUUUACUGUAAGAUUCUGGGACUUCUCCAAGCCUAAUCCUUUGCUGGAAACAGUUGAGCAUCAUACUGAAUUUACAUGUGGACUGGAUUUAAGUCUUCACAACCGUGGUCAGGUGGUGGACUGUGCUUGGGAUGAACUGGUCAAGAUCUAUACUCCAUCAUGUCUGGCAGUUCCUGUUUAGAGGAAAAGUGAUGAUCUCACACACCAGGAACCUUUCUCUCUUUCAGACUUGUGCUAAAGUGUCAACUGUAUCACUAAUCUUAGUGUCUCUUUUUAAGUAAAACUGCUUGAAUGGAGUGUUGUGCACUUAAACAUGUGGAGAUUUUAGGGCUUGGUUUACUGUACGGGUAGUACCUGAACUAGCAAAAUGUUCAACAGCCACUGAAUGGCUGAAGAGUGGCCAUAGCAGAUAUGAGUGGUGUCUUUAGAAUCAAGUCACCAAUGCAGUUUUGUGAUCUGUCUGGCUAAUGAUGAGAGCAGAGGCCUGAAUCUUCUUGUUCGUUAUAAAGAAUAAAAGUAACUGGCAGUGUAUUUUGAUAAUGUCACUGUAGAAAAGAAAAGAAAGGGGGGAAAAAAAGAAAAGAAAAUAAAGGCUUUUUCACUGUAAAGUUUGUAUCACUCAGAUGCAUUUAUAUGUUUUGCUGUGACUCAUGUUGCAUUAUUUUCUUUUGCAAUAUGAUGAAUACUCUUGAUUGACAGUAAAUGUCGUAGUUUAUAGCCAGCUGAUUCAUUUGACCUUUCUGAUUGCUGCUUCAAAAAGAUGAUAAAGAUUAUUUUCAUAUAUUUUUUCUGUUAGAUCUUCUUGAGUAAAACGAUUGAUGAAGUUAUGUGGAAAGAUACUCUGAUAAUAGAGAAAAUGCUUAGGAAAAAAAUGAAAUAUAUACAAAACUAAUUGGAUGACAAUCCUCAAGAUUUAGAGAUAGGGCAGCCAUCUCUUCUAUUAGACUUGUCUUUUAUUUUCAUUUAGGAAGUUUUUCCAAGAAGUAGAAGAGGAAUGUGACCAUAUAUUCAGUGUUUCUGGACCGCUGACAGCUCAGCCAAAGGGAGAGCUGAUGUCCAGACCAACUGAACCUAUAUAUAUAUAUAUAUAUGUAUGUAUGUAUAUAUACAUAUAUAUAUAUAUGCAGAUCAACUACAUGACAUAAACAUAGCAGAUCCAGCAUGGCCAAACUAUUACACAUAUUAUAAUAUACCCAACAUGUUAUAGGUACGUUGAAUACUUCGCAUUCCCGUUUUGAGUCCUCAGCCCACAUGCUGGUAUUUUCAUCUAAGUUUUCUCGGGCAAAUAGAGAUGUUCAGUUGUUACACUUCCGCAGUCACCUUUGAAUAGUCUUUUAGGAUCCAACUGUGGUAGUACUGCAGUGCUCAUUGGUAUAUGUUAGGCUUCUCUCCUGGUUUGCUGCUAGCCUUUUUUUUUUUUUACCUUCUUAAAGCCAUCUCCCUUCUGCUGUUAACCCACGUCAACUAUCAUUACCAUCAAAAGACUCUUUGCAGGUCAGGUCUUUGCAGAUCUUUGGUCAGGUUUUCAUAGUCUGCUGUUAAUGAAUGCUGUACACUUCUGGGUUGCACCACUCAUAGAUCAAGCAAUAGCAGACACUUCCAGAUCUGCUGGAUGCUUUGAAGCAAUGAAAGGAAGAAUUCAGCUGAGCUAAGACCUGAAGUUGCAGGGAAAGAAUGGAUCUUCUGUCCUGGGGAAGGAGCUGGGGAACUAGCAGGUAUCCACAGGGAGACAUUCAUAUAUUGAUUUGAUGUAUAGGACAGGACAGGGAGAAACUUUCUUCUACAACAGAUAAUUUGGAUCCCAAUAGGAUCUUGUAUUUUUCUGAGUCAGUGCAAACUGCCCCCAAAAUACCAUCUUUUUGAGCUGAAUUAAUAACAAAAAGUUGAUUUUCUUUUUUUUUGUAACAUUGUGCUGCACCAAAUCCCCAACAUUUACUGCACUUUAAUUCUUUGUGCUGAGGAAUAAUGCAGCAAUAAAGCUGUGCUGCAUGCAGCUUUCAGCAGUACCAUGGGCCAUAAAAUCUAAUUUCAGGCAUUAAAAUUGAUUAUUUCGACUUCAAUAGUUACUCCACUCUUCUGUUUUAUCUCACUUUUCUGCUUUGACUUCAGCUUACUUGUUAAACUGGAACAUUUUGGUGGUGGGUGUGUAUUUUAUAUGCAUGUUUCUGGGGGGACAGAGGGAGUGGGAUAUUCCAGAAUGCUGCCAUAGCAUAGUUGGAAGGAAAAAUUUAGAAAACCUAGUGCAGGGGAAAAAAUAAUGGAAUUCUGAACAUGCACACUUAGCACAUAGAUUAAACCUUUCCUCAACUGCCUUCUCUGCCCUCAUCUCUAGUUAGCUUCAGUGCUGAGGGUUGCUGCAUCCAGAUUUAAUUCUCUUGAAAGAUGAGCACGUCCAGAAGAUGCACACAGUAAAUAAAAACUGUGGCCUUUAGUCUUCCUGUGUGGUCUUUGAAUGAAGAGAAUGCGCUGUAACAUUUCUGCACUGUAACAGAAAAAAAACAAUCUGGCAAUAGUUGUUGCUGAUUCUUAAUUCUCAGGGAAUAUUUGCUAUAGUUGUUUUAAAGAAAUAAUUUUUAUUUUAUGACCAAAAUAUUAGCUUCCAAUCUUUUUUUUUUUUGUCUACUGAAACAUUGUUUAAUGACAACAAUCUAAAAGAUGUAACAUGUUCUACUUUUAAACUUGCUCCUGUGGAAGACUUUGGUUUUUUGGAGUCUGUGGGUUUCUCUUUGGUUCAAGAAAUAUACUGAUUAACCAAGUUCUUAAAGAGUGGAUUAAAGAGUGGAUUUGUUGUUCUAUAAUGCUAUUAAAUUAAUUGCACACAGUA